AGUAACAUAUAAAUGUAGGUGCGAUCUAGUUCUAAUCAUAUUGACUGUAUCACACGCAUAGCACACACUGUGUUUGUAAUAUAUAAGUAUGAAGUCCAUAAUUUUACUCUUUUGCUUUGCCGCCUUUGUCAUCGCUGAAGAAACAUACGAUACUUCAAGUGAUAAUAUAAACCUCGAUGAACUGCUGGGGAAUGAGAGACUCAUAACUUCAUAUUCUAAGUGUUUAAUAAACCAAGGGCCAUGUACUCCGGAAGUAAAAAAACUUAAGGAUGUAUUGCCAGAAGUUUUGGAAACACGUUGUGCAAAAUGCUCAGAAAAACAGAAGCAAAAGGGAAAGCAGUUGAUUAGUGAAAUUAAAAAGAAAAAUCCAGAAAUCUGGAAACAGCUUGUAUCUUUUUACGAUCCACAAGGAAAAUACCAAGAAGCUUUCCAAGAUUUCCUCAAGUCAUAAGCGCUUAAAGAAAUAUCAAACCAAGUACUGCAGAAUACUACUAAAAUUAUAAAUCCGCAUUGGUGUUCACA
This is a messenger RNA of Melitaea cinxia (Glanville fritillary), 522 nucleotides long. RefSeq names its product allergen Tha p 1-like (gene CSP13). The record is from RefSeq and is a predicted model, not a curated record. Bases 89 to 451 code for a protein of 120 amino acids. The transcript is spliced from 2 exons. NCBI's taxonomy places the organism in Eukaryota, Metazoa, Arthropoda, Insecta, Lepidoptera, Nymphalidae.